Messenger RNA from Oreochromis aureus, 3004 nucleotides. Its product is annotated as inner centromere protein. Gene Ontology annotation, molecular function: protein serine/threonine kinase activator activity. Lineage: Eukaryota; Metazoa; Chordata; Actinopteri; Cichliformes; Cichlidae. Gene Ontology annotation, cellular component: chromosome passenger complex; midbody; nucleus. Gene Ontology annotation, biological process: mitotic cytokinesis; positive regulation of protein serine/threonine kinase activity; meiotic spindle midzone assembly. Bases 200 to 2716 code for a protein of 838 amino acids. The transcript is spliced from 21 exons. The record is from RefSeq and is a predicted model, not a curated record.
CUGGUGAGGUUUGAACAAGUUAUAAACGGUUUCAGCGGGACAGUUUGUAGGGUCGCUGUUGUCUUCUUGGGUAUUCAUUAAAGUUGGAAGCCCCUCGUUUUAGCAAAUUUGUCUUUUACGCAAGUAUGCGAUUGAUGUAGCUUUUUAAAAUAAGCGGAACAACGAGCCGUCAGAAACGCGAACAUCAAAGGCCGUCACCAUGAACUCCGUACUAUCAGUGCGAUCCCUCACGCAGAUGUUUGGUGGCAAAGCACAAGACAUCAUCAAUGAAAUCGAUAAUGUCCACAUGGUUUGGCUUGAGGAGAUCCAGCAAGAAGCCAAUCGCAUGUUCUCAAGAGAUUUUAAUGCUGAACCAGAGUUGAUGCCAAAGACGCCGUCACAGAAGAAAAACAGUCGCAGGAAGCGUGUGUCUUUGGGUCGUCAAGAAGAAAAUCAGGGAAAGCAAAGAUACUCAAAGGGAAGGCGCAGUAACCUUCGUGGCUCUUCUGUUAAAUCACUGCAAUUCAUUGCUAAAGAAGAUCCCAUUUCUGAGGUCUCCACCUCUGAAGCCAGCAGCACUGGACAGUCCAAACGCACCACUCGCAGAAACAAACAGACAAAGCCUGAGGUGGUAGAUGAUGAGAGCCAGUCACCUCAUGACAGCGAUAAAGCUGAAGAAGUGCAAAACAAAAAGCCAAUGCUGGAGGAGGAGGAGGUGGUGGUGGUGAUGGUGGAUAAAAAUAAGGAGGUGAAUGAUGCUAAAGUCAAACCAGGUGACGCAGUUGGCAACGCCACACCUCCUGAGUCGCCAAAGAUUCCCUUACCUGAAGCCGUUGUCAGCAUCUCUCAUGCAGACCGCUUGUCUGCUGAGCUUGCAAAAGAGCCUGAGCCCUCUCCUGGCCGUACAGCUGCUAAGAUUGCAAUAGCUGAACCUGCUCAAACCUCAAGGCGCAGCUCUGCGCAGUGCUCCCUGAAGCUACGUCACUCUCUGGCUGGCCUGCGGCACAGUAUGACUCAGGAAUCUGUCCGCCGUGCCUCGCGCCGCUCCAUGCUUAAGAGGAAAGCUACUCGUGCGGGUAACUCCACAUGUAGCACCAAAGUUAGUGAUGACUCUUGCGUGGAGGAGGAUGAGGAGGAAAUGGAGAAAGAAAAUCAAGAAGUAGUGUCAGAAGCUGUAUCUGUGGCUAAUGCUGCACCUGAAAAAUCUCAGGGAACUCCAGAGGGUGUACAACAGUCUCUCAUGCGCAUCACUCGUUCUGUGGCUGCAAACUCACCGAAACUGGCGCCCCCAUCGUUGUUUAUCAGUGAGAUGAAAAUGAGCACUCCUAACAGAGCAAUCGCCAUUGAGAAGCUGAAUUCGCUGCCAGUUCGGAGGUCAAGUCGCAGCACUAAGCGUAAAGCACCUGAUACUAUAGAUGAAAGUCCAACAAAGAGGUGCUCUCCUCCUAAGAAAAGUCAGAGUGCAAUCAAACCCCACAUGAAAUCUUUUCUGCACACCGUCCAAAAGAAUCAGAUGCUGAUGAUGACUCCGAAUUCAGUCGGCCGGACCGCAGUGAUCAAGUCCUUCAUCAAACACAACACUCCUCUGAGGAUUGAUCCUAAGUUCAGCACUAGUAUAGUGACAAAAGAGCGCAACAAACUUGAAGCACUUAAAAAGAAGCAGGAGCAAGAGGAGGAAAGGAUGAGGAAAAUGGAAGAGGAGAAGAAGAGGAAACAGGAUGAACUUAAAAGGAAGAGGGAUGAGAGGUUAAGAAGAGUCUUCGAGGCCAAAGUAAAAGAGGAGCAGAGGGAGGAAGAAAAGAAGAAAAAGAUUGAGCAAAAAAUGGCUCAGAUUGAUGAGAAAAAUGAUAAGCGCCUGGCGGACGAGAAGGCCAAGAAGAAAGCGGCCCUGAAGCGUCAAGAGGAGCUAGAGCAGAAGAGGAAAAUGGAAGAGGAGGCCAAAAAGAAGAAGAUGCAGCAGGAGGAAGAAAAGCGACAGCAAGAGUUGCUGGCCAAGAAGAAGGCUGAGGAAGAGGCUCGUAAAGCACUCGAGCUGAAGAGGGAGCAGGAACGCGAGAGGGAAAGGGAGCUGGAGAGGGAACGGCAAGCUGCUGCUGAAAGAGAGCGAGUGGAGAAAGAAAAAGCUCUCGCUCUGCAGCGUGAAGUGGAGAGAGCAGCGAGAGAGAAAGAGAUGAGGGAACUCGAGGAGAAAAGGAAGGCACUCGAAGAAAAAAGAAAACUGGAGGAGCAGCAAAGGCUGGCAGCAAAAGAGAAAGCUGCUAAAGAGAUGGAAGCUGCUAAGCAGCGGGACACUGCUGCUAAAACACAGACUGCUGCUAACCUAAAUGUGACUGUGGAUAUUGAGCGCUCGGUAAUAAGCACGCCUGUAGGAAAAGGUGGUGGUCUCAACGUGACUGUGGAUAUUGAGCACUCCUCACCACAGUCAUACGCCAUCACGCCAAAGGGUGGAGAUAAACCUUUGAUUUUGUCCAAAAAUCCAGAAGACUAUGGGAUGGACCAAAACAGUGAUGACUCUACUGAUGACGAGUCUGCACCAAGAAAGCCUAUUCCAUCCUGGGCAGAAGGUCCCAAUCUGCAGCAAAUAAUAAUGAAGCAAUACUUCAACCCUCCUGAUUUGGACUCUUUCUUUGGAGCAGUUGAGCCACCACGACUGGAAAACAUCUUUUACAAGAGCAAGCCCAGAUAUUUUAAACGCACCAGCUCUGCAGUGUGGCACUCGCCUCCAGCUGGAAAGUAACAUCUGUACGCUCAUACAGAUGUAUUAACUGCUGUAUAAAGUUAAAAUUCUGAAAAUCUGUUUCAAAUAAAGUCACUUGUUUUGUUUUUUUCUGAAUGUUCUUUUUAAAUGCAUGUUUGUUUCACAUCUGUAUGUCUCAGUAGGUUUUUAUAUCUGUGGUUUCUGUUUAGCUUCUAGAGAUUUAAUUGUUUUGUUUUGGCUUGUAAAUCAAAAGCAGGUCAACUCAAUAACAACGGUGAUGGUUGAUUUUGAUGGACAGUAAAGCAGAAUCUCUUCAUUUAUAAUAUU